Morchella sextelata is the source of this 1005-nucleotide messenger RNA. RefSeq lists its product as uncharacterized. Bases 1 to 1005 code for a protein of 334 amino acids. The record is from RefSeq and is a predicted model, not a curated record. NCBI's taxonomy places the organism in Eukaryota, Fungi, Ascomycota, Pezizomycetes, Pezizales, Morchellaceae. The transcript has 2 exons.
AUGCCGCCAUUCAAGACUGAUAAUGGGCAUCAAGCUCCCUCCGCCGCUCCGACUCUCACGAGGAAGCAGAGGACACGCAGGCGUCAGACACGUUACAUGACCGAGAACAAAGAUUCCCAUCCCCUAGCUCCUUAUCCUCCUGCUCCCCCUCCUCCGGCUCCCCCUGCUCCAGCUCCUCCAAAACCUGUUGUGCAGUAUUCUCUUCCUGAGUUGCUAUUACCGCCAUCUAUGUUACCCAUCGACGAGGACAUCUGCGAAUCCCGCACUGCCCCGUCUCCUGCAAAAGUGACUGCCAGUCACAUUCUGAAUCUCUCCAGGGAUGGAGAGAAUUCGUUGUGCAAAAAGAGGGUCAAUACCGGCAAGAAACGCACUCGCACUCGCACUCGCACCGCUAAGCCAAAAUCCCCCAAGGACCAAGAGCCAAACGCCUCCAAGUCUGCCGGCAAUUCUCAAGACAAGCCUACUGAAAGCGUGACUAAAUCCACCAGCACUGAUGAAUCUGGAGGCUCACUCGUUGUCAAUAACACAAGUACAACCUCCGCCCCGGCUCCGGCUCCGGCUCCGGUUACAAUUCAAGAGAGACGGAUUCCCAACUUCGACUGGCUUCCUUGGUGGCUACCUAGGUUUGCUAUUAAGAGCAGACUCAAAGCACCAAGAAUGGUGACUGUUACUAUUCGACAACAACCACAGCAAAAUAAUAGCGCUACCGCUGUUACUGUCCCGCAACAGCAGCCCCAGCAACAGCCCCAGCAGCAGCAGCAGCAGCAGCAAAACAAUAGCGCUAUCGUCCCUGUGCAGGCAAACACUGGUAAAAAGAGGCGUAUCCGGAAGAUCCGGAAUAGGAGACCCCUUUCUCUUGAAGAGCAAGCCGAGGCUGCUAAGGAUGAGGCCAGAACCGCUUUGUGGAACGAAAGCUGUAAAACCGCGAAACGUGCUACUAUCGAGAGAAUCGUUGAAAUCAAAGCUGCGAGCGCCUCCUGGAAAACGCAGAGGAAACUGGACUAG